AUGGAGGAAGAGGGCUCCAGACGUCGGCCUAGUGACGCUGUAUUGUGUGAAUGCAGUGUUCUAGCCGCACGAAGGACCACCAGAUCACGGACAAAAGCAAUCGUUGUGAAUCCCCGUACGUCAUCACAACGAAGAUUCCGAAGGUUUAUCGAGAGCAUCGUCCGAAAAGUGUUUGAUAAUCAACGCAAAUCUCCGCGGGAUAACGUCUCCGCUGCGUCGGCCACUCAAAUUCAAGCUGAUGUCACUCCAACCAAAAGUGCACAUUUGGCGGAACUUAAUGUGGUCUCCCCGCCGAAACGUACGGCUUCGGCACCAGCUUCGAGAUUAAAUGUGAAUGGAACUCUGGAUAGUAACGGAAACUAUGGAAGGAAGACAGCAUCCCAAUCUGACCUGAAUUACUCUUCAGAAUUGUCUGUGGCAUCUCCCACAAGGCAUGCCAUACCAGAAUUAGAUCUCACAUUCGACAAUUAUAAUGACGAACAGUAUAGACCUACUCCAAAACCUGCCCCGGUUAUCAGUCGACCUCUGCCACCCAAGCCACAAGCGCCUAAAGAACCAAUCUACUACCCACAAGGUAAACCAGUGCCUCAACUUCAAAACGACACUGCUUUACGGCGAGUCUGUGAGGUCUUCCGAUCAUUUCCCAAUCAAAAGUGUACACUGGAUAACAUGGCAGCAGUGUGCGAGGCCGCCGGAUUGCCGAUGUACUGGAAAAUGCCCGUUUUCUUGGCCAUCACGAACGACGAGGAUAGACCGGCAACCCAAGUUGAUUUCACUUCGUGGUGGAAGGCGAUGACAUCUGUUGCUCAUGACGAAUCGGCCAGAUUUGUGUACACAUUGACGAUGGGAUCCAGAAGUUAUCUUCAACCAGAAGAUUUUUAUGAGAUGCUCAUGGAUAUUAUUCAUACACAUCCAGGGUUGGCAUUCUACAGAGAUGCCACUGAGUUCCAUGAUAAGUACUGUCAAGUAGUCAUGACAAGAAUUUUCUGGAAUGAUGCGCAUUCUUGGUCUGGAAAGUUGACAACAGACAGAUUGAGGAAAGGCGGAGUGCUGCAAGCAAUCAGGAAUCUUCAAUUUGAUGAUGAUAUCAACAAGUCGCUCAGAUAUUUCAGUUACGAGCAUUUCUACGUAGUAUAUUGCAAAUUCUGGGAGAUCGACUCCGAUCAUGAUCUCAAAAUUUCAAGUAAUGAUUUGGCUCAACAUGCUGGAAGCGCUCUUGUACCGAUGGUUGUGGAUAGAAUAUUUUCUGGAGCAGUGUGCACGAAUCCAAACAGAGGACAACCUGUUGAAGAAAUUGGGUUGGCAGAGUUCACUCAAUUUUUAUUAGCGGAGGAAGAUAAGACUCAUCCAACAAGCAUCGAAUACUGGUUCCGAAUUCUUGACUUGGAUGGUGAUGGUUUCGUCACACUUUACGACAUGGAGCUCUUCCACACUCAAGUUCAAAGAAAGUUAGCAAACGAGGGAAUCGAUUCAAUGGCAUUCCCAGAUGUCGCAUGCCAGCUCAUCGACAUGCUCAACAUCCCUGGCGGAGCGAGUUCCUUUAGAUUGAGUGAUCUCAAGAAAUCAUCGUUGAGGGGACGGUUCAUUAAUACAUUUGUGAACUGGAGAAAGUUCUUCGCCCAAGAAACAAAUGAAGGAUCCGAGUCGCCAAGAAUCGAGGAUGAAGGAGGCCAAGAAUUGACGGAAUGGGAUAGAUAUUGUAUUGAAGAAUAUGAGGCCAUGAUGGAAGAUGAUCAAGCAGAUGCGGAAACUAUCAGCCUGAAUCUGGAAGAAGACGACGGUCGCUCAAGUCUAGCCUACCAUGAUGUUCUUUAA
Molecule: messenger RNA, 1815 nt
Organism: Caenorhabditis remanei
Lineage: Eukaryota; Metazoa; Nematoda; Chromadorea; Rhabditida; Rhabditidae
Exons: 11
Coding region: 1-1815 (604 amino acids)
Biological process (GO): protein dephosphorylation
Cellular component (GO): protein phosphatase type 2A complex
Molecular function (GO): protein phosphatase regulator activity; calcium ion binding
Source: RefSeq, a predicted model, not a curated record